Diaporthe batatas is the source of this 6525-nucleotide messenger RNA. Its product is annotated as CCR4-NOT core subunit CDC39. Gene Ontology annotation, biological process: nuclear-transcribed mRNA catabolic process, deadenylation-dependent decay. Lineage: Eukaryota; Fungi; Ascomycota; Sordariomycetes; Diaporthales; Diaporthaceae. Bases 1 to 6525 code for a protein of 2174 amino acids. Gene Ontology annotation, cellular component: P-body; CCR4-NOT core complex. The transcript has 4 exons. The record is from RefSeq and is a predicted model, not a curated record. Gene Ontology annotation, molecular function: molecular adaptor activity.
AUGCUCCCACGAUCGUCGGGAACAUUUUCUCCCACUCCCCCCCAAGGUCUACAGACAGGAAUCUCCUCCCACUCUCCACAUCCAUCGCAGGCAGGUGUGCUGAGUGCGGGUGCCAGCCCGAGUACCAGCAGCCCAACUGGCAACUACGCCUUGUCCAAGAUCACCGUCGCCCAGGUCUAUGUGCUCUUGAGCUCCCUCAAGGCGAAGAAGGACGACCCGGCCGAGUACGACAACAAGGUCAACCGCCUCAACAAGCUCAUCGAUGAAAACGGUAUGGAGGUCUUUGCGAAAUACUUCACCAAGCUGGUGCAUACCAGCGCGUCCCAGAUCUUCCCGGGCACGAGUAGACCCAUAGGCAGUGCGACAAAUACGGGAAGUCACUCGCUGCUCCUGGAGGAGAUGCGCAAGAUAUCUCACGAUGAGCAUCAAGCGACCAAAAUCUCCGAGUCUAUCGAGACCGGCACCGAGGACAUUUUCCGCGACUUCGAUCUGUCCACUUUUAUGGAGCACUUCAGACUCGACGCUUUGGACAAGACAAUAUUAGCUCUGGCGUUCAAGUUGGGCAGCCGGCCUGACUUGAAAGCGAAAGCCGAUGCGAUCCUCUCCACCAACUAUCCUUCCUUCAUCGCCAUCCUCUCGCAACCGGACGGAGAUCAUUCCGACUUGAGCCCCCACUUCCUCUCCAUCAUCAUCGACCGACUGAUCCAAUACCAUCCCCCCAACUUCAACUCCUCCGCACACCGGGAGCUAUUAUCAAAGGUCGAGGCCAGAUACGCGCAGCUCGACAUGCCCACUCCUUCCGAGGUCCUUGCCGCUCUGGACCUCAACAGGGUCCUCGUCGACAAGCCGCCGAAUGCCUUGGCGUUGUAUAUUCAAAAAGUCGGCCCUGACUUCACGCGAGACGAGGAGUCCUGCGCCAGGUUCCUCCAAGACAGGCCGCAAUCUGUACAGCUUAGCGCAGAACAGGUGUCCAACGCGCUCUGGUACACUGCCAUUAGCCAGACCCCGGAGCACAGCCCGACUGUCCUUGUUGCUGGUCUGCGACGGGCCCUGCCUGCGGCCUUCAGGUGGCAAGACGUGCUGUCAUACUUUGACCAGCCCAGCGCGCGCAUCUCACCACCCGAGUUCCUGCGGCUCUACAGGGCGCUACACAUGGUUGCGCUGGAGGACGACGGGUCUGGCUUUGACAUCCAGAACCUCUGGGGCGGAGACUGGGCGAAUGCGGAUGCACAUCUGUCUUUCGUCUGUGCCUUUGGCAGCCUCACCCCAGAAGAGCUGGAUGCGACCACGAUACCGGGCCUCCGACCAACCUUCACCCUGGCCGAGUAUGCACAGUCCCCGGUACCUGUGCGCGAGCGGGCCGCGUAUGCAGUCAGGCAUCCACUCGUCUCGGUUGACGCCCUCACGGCAGUCUUUGGUGUAGCACUGAGUUCGCAGCACGCUUCGCAGACCAUCGAGGCUAAGCGCUUGUUUAACGAAGUCGUCGUGCCAAAUCUCGAUAUAUUCGUUGUCUCCGCCUUCGGUGUACCGAAGCCGUGGCCUGAGAUGGCGAAGGACACGCUGACUACCCUGUUUGAGACGUUCCUGUUCAAACAGCAGGAAGGCUACCAAUUCGCCCUCGACAGCCUGUGGCGCAAAGACAAGGACUUCGUCAAGCUGAAGAUCAGCGAAGCUCAUGCACGACGGCCCAUGGACUUGCCCAUUUACCUCGAGCACGCCGAAUAUCACGGCUGGUUGGACGAGUUUGUGUACGAGUUCAGCGGGUUUGGUCUGGACCUCGCGGCCUUUGCGCACGGGCAAGGCCGGCUCGACAUCGAGCAGUUGACCAGGACUAACGCCACGCGGGGCCCCGAAGUCGUCCAUGCUCUCCUCCAAUUUCUCAACAUCAAGGCCGACAACGAGACGAGAUAUCAGCGACAGGGAGGUCAGCAUCUACUCAGAACAACGCCGCUCCAGCUGAAGACGGUGUACCACUUCUUGGGCUUCUUGAGUGAAUUCUGCGCCCCGCAGCUCAAGGAAUGGAGGGAGUGCCAGCGAAAUUGCACAAUUGCCUACCCACGUCUUAUCAACUACGGUGGGCAGUACGACGCGAUUAUCGAUCUGAACGGCGCAGAUGGCAACAACCUCCCGAUGGCUGCCAUCAGCAGGAUGGAAGACCAUUACAAGAGCAUGUACAGUGGCGAGACUCAAGUCAGAGACAUAGUAGGAGCUCUUGAGCGCUACAAGCAUUCUCGUGACCCCCUGGAACAGGACAUUUUCGCCUGUAUGAUUCAUGGGUUGUUCGACGAGUUCGUCCAUUAUCCCAGUUAUCCGAUCGACGCGCUUGCUCGGACUGCGGUUUUGUUCGGUGGUUGCAUUUCCAGGAAACUGGUCGAUGGCAUACCUCAGCACGCUGGCCUCGAAAUGAUUUUGGAAGCGAUCAGGGACUACCCAAUCGAACAUAACAUGCAUAAAUUCGGUCUGCAGGCCUUGAUGCAGCUUUAUAAUCGUUUCCCGGAAUGGCCGGGAUUCUGUCGGCAGCUUCUUCAGAUCAGCAGCCUUCAGGGCACCGAGGCCUGGAGCAGAGCCGAGAAGGCGGUCAGGGAACAGGAAGAGGACCCAACAUACCAGCACAACGGCGGGGACGCUCCUCUCAACCACGACCCUCUCACCAAUGGCAACGUGGCCGAGUCCGGCGAGCAGCAGUUCACUCCUUUUGCCUCAAUCAAUGUUGACCCAACGCCUCCUAGCGCUGGAUUUGAGGACCCAACAGAUGACACGCAGGACAAGAUCCAGUUUGCACUCAACAACAUGGAUCAGGCUUCGCUGAAAUCUCGGUUUGACACAAUCCGCGAAUCCCUCGAGCAGAAACAUCAGCAGUGGUUCGCCAGCCACCUGGUCAGAGAUCGAGCAAAGGUGCAGCCAAAUCUCCAUCAGAUGUACCUGGAUGUGGUAAAGCUCUUCGAGGACAACAUGCUGUGGGCCGAAGUCCAGAGGGCGACCCUGAGCUGCGUCGCUCAGAUGCUAAAUUCAGAGUCAACCAUGCACAGCUCCACAGAGCGAACCCAGCUGAAGAACCUAGGUGGCUGGCUGGGCAUGCUGACCCUGGCACGGGACAAGCCCAUCCGGUACCGCAACAUUGCCUUCAAACAGCUACUCAUGGAGGCCCUUGACACGAAGAGGUUGAUUGUCGUGAUACCCUUCGUGUGCAAAGUGCUCGGCCAAGGCGCAUCGUCAAUGGUCUUCCGGCCGCCCAAUCCAUGGCUGAUGGACAUCAUCCACCUGCUGAUCGAACUCUACCACAACGCGGAGCUCAAACUGAAUCUCAAGUUCGAGAUCGAGGUGCUCUGUAAGACCCUGAAUCUGGACCACAAGAGCAUCGAGCCGUCCGGCGAGAUCCAGAAUCGGGUGGUUGCGGAAGAGGCUACCCAGGUCGCUGUAACCGCCGAUGGGAUGGAUGCUUUUGACAACCUUUCCCUCAAUGGCAUCGGGCAAGGGGUCGUCAGCAGCCUGCUGCCACAUGCUGUGGCGCCAACUAUCCCCGACUUGCAUGCGCGGCUGAACAUCCCGCCCGCGAACGAGAUGGUCGUCACUAAUGCCCGUCUCCGCGAUAUUGUCCACACCGCGUUCAACAAAGCCUUGCAAGAUAUAAUCCAGCCUGUCGUUGAUAGAUCCGUUACCAUUGCUGCCAUUAGCACUCACCAAAUGAUACGCAAGGAUUUCGCAACGGAACCUGACGAGAAUCGUCUCAGGAACUCGGCAAUCAGCAUGGUCAAGGCAACCGCAGGCAGCCUAGCUCUUGUUACUUCCAAAGAGCCUCUGCGCGCAAACUUCACCAACUACAUGCGCCAGCUCUCCACUGACCUCCAGGGUGGCCUGCCCGAGGGCACAAUCAUCAUGUGUGUCAACUCGAACCUCGAGCUUGCUUCAAGUGUGAUCGAAGAUGCCGCCGAGAGGCGUGCCAUCCCUGAGAUCGAGGAUUUGAUUGAGCCUGAGCUUGAAGCGCGCCGACGUCACCGGAUGCAAAGGCCGAACCAGCCAUAUGUCGACGCUUCCCUAAACCGAUGGGCCAUGACCAUGCCUGACCCUUACAAGAUGGCACCUAGCCUCAACGGACUGAGCGCAGAGCAGAUGGCAAUUUAUGAGGAGUUCCAAAGGCAGCCGCGACCAGCCACGACAACCACAACUCCUUCACACAUCCCCUCGGGCUCUGAUGCAACCAGAUCAAUGGCGAACGACAUCCUUCAGGAUCAAUAUAAUUCUGUGCCGUCUGCCCCCACGCCUGCCGAAACACCCGCUAUGCCUCCCCUAGCCGCACACACCCAGAACUACCCUCAUGCGCAUGCGGGCGUGACGAAUGGACGGCAGCCCGCUCUCAGCCAGGUUGACGCCAGAGUCCUCGUCGAGCGGGUUACCAAGCUUCUCUUCGAGCUUCAGCGCGCCGCAACGGAGGCGCCGGAAGAGCAUUACGAGGAUCUGCCACGGGGUCACUCGGUCCUGGAAACAAUGGAUGUUCUCAUCACUAAUGUGAUCAAAGCCCGGACCUCAACAACCGACGAUCCCACGCCCCAUGUCGUUGAGCAGAUUUGCAAUGUCCUCCUUAGCCCGCUAGAGGACAGCCUUGCAGUCGAGACAUUUGCUCACGCCCUCAACGCGAUACGCAGGAUGGGGGGCCCUAUUCUGAGCGACUUUGCGGUACAACUCUUCCGGCGCCAGGACGGGUCCAUUUUCCUGCGCCUCCCAAUGAUCAAGGCUUUUAUUGGAACGGAUCUUCUUGACUGGCGCACCCUGGACGAGGCCCUCUCCGCAUCAAUCAGGGCACAGGAGGAGGGAAGCCUGCAGAUGCUCGAUCAAAUCAUCAAGGCGACAAUUCUGAGCGAGACGCCAAUGGCGUUGUUUGCCAACUUGGUCUCCAGCCUGGAACUUGCCUACGCUUGGAUCGUUGCAGACCCUGAAGUUCCAGGAGGCGAGGAUCUCAAAGCCACCUUGGAUGCUGCCCAGGAGCGAAGCAGUCAGAUCCAGGGCCGUGAGCAAUUGGAGUAUGUUUUUGAAGAGUGGGUCUGCCACUACCGUAACAAGCCGGUUACGGACAAGCUUGCGCGUAACUUUGUGAAGCAGCUUCACGACCAUGCCGUGGUCAGGUCGAAGGACGAUCUGUUGGUGCUGAUCCGCGUCGCUCUGGACGGCUCGGUGUUGCAGUUCGAGGCUGCGCUCAGCCAGGGAAACAGCAUCGACGACGGGUACCUGUGGGUAAACGCCCUUGUAUCGCUCAUCAUGGCUUUUGUCAAAUCUACCGGGUUCGACGAAAGUGACCCAAAGUCAAGCCCUGCAUCCCUUCUCGCCUCCGUCUGGGCUCUUGCCACCAUGAUUCUCAAUGACCACACCAGGAAGCGCAACGAACGCUAUUGCCAACGUGUCUUCUUCCGCUUCUUCUCGUCACUGCUCCACGAGUCUGGAGCGUUCUUUGACCAGCUGGGUGAAUCGCACAGGGAUGAGAUGCUUUUGAAGAUUGCGCCACGGCUCUCGGCCCUUGGGCCUGCGAUGUUCCCUGGCUUCUUCUACGCCUGGCUGGGCCUGAUUCACCAUGCGGCUUUCCUGCCGGCUCUCAUGGAUAUGGAAGGCGAGGCUGGAUGGGCGCCUUACACCAAGCUUAUUCAGCAGCUGUUGGAGUUUGUGGGCGAGCAGUUGAACACGGUUCAAUUGCCUGACGUGAUUCAUAAGCCUUACGAGGCGGCCGUCAAGUUGCUGAUAGCGCUGCAGCACGACUACCCACAAUACGUCGCGGCUAACUCGUCCGCACUCCUAGCAAGCAUCCCACCACACUGCACUCAGAUGAUCAACACCAUUUUGUUUGCAUCCGUCACCAAGAUGCCGGAUCCGAUGACGGCGGGGCUGGAUGCUGCUGGCUCCCAGACGGGGCCUUCCAACGAGGGCGACAAUCCUGCUGGAUUCCUUCAGAGCAUUGGUCUCCUAGACAUCCUCAACUCUGCCCUGGAGAAAGGGCCCUCUGAGGAUGCGGUGGCCCACAUGACUCAUGCGAUCAGCCGAGGCGAUGGAAGGACAGGCUUUGGGCCCACGUCCAUUAACGCAAACCUGCGUGUGAUCGAGGCGAUCACCGCGCACAUCGGCAGGCAUGCGGUGCAGCGGGCAGCGGCAGGGCAGCCGGCGUUCGAGCCCGGUUCGUCAGGCCUCGUGACGCUCUCGAUGCUGGUGCACGAGCUGGCGGCGGAGACGCGCCACUACCUCCUGCUGAGCAUCGUCAACCACCUGAAGGAUCCCAACGCGGACAUGGAGUUCUUCAGCAAGGCGCUGCUGGAGAUCUUCUCGCACGACCUGUCGGACCCCGAGGAGACGGAGAUCCGCGAGCAGAUCACGCGGGUGCUCCUGGAGCGGCUGAUCGGGUACUGGCCGCAGCCGUGGGGCCUGCUGAUCACGGUGGUGGAGCUGGUCAAGAACGACAAGUACAUGUUCUUUGAGCUCCCGUUCAUCAAGCAGACUCCCGAGGUCGCCCAGCGCUUUGUGGACAUAAUUAAUGCGCACAGCUAG